Molecule: messenger RNA, 1457 nt
Organism: Racocetra persica
Lineage: Eukaryota; Fungi; Glomeromycota; Glomeromycetes; Diversisporales; Gigasporaceae
Source: the annotation of a GenBank genome assembly
CUACAAUUGUUGCAAUUAUUGCUUACGUCUUAUACAAGUUUUAUAUUUAUCCUUUAUAUUUGUCACCAUUGCGUAAAAUUCCUGGUCCACCAGUUGAUAAUUUUAUUCUUGGAAAUCAUGCUUCUCCUCCUUUUUUAAAUAAACAGCUAGGUGAAGCUUUUGUUCACUUAGUAAAACAAUAUGGUGGGAUUGUUAGGUUUCAUAGCUUAUUAAAUGAACCGAAUCUAUUAAUUUCCGAUCAAAAGCUUAUUCAACAAGUACUGUUAUCUUAUGAUUAUCCAAAGUUUCACAUGAGCAAAACUAUUGUUAAGGAAAUUUUCGGAGAAGGUAUUGUAAUUGCUGAAGGAAAUUCUCAUAAACGACAAAGAAAAGUGAUGACCCCUUCAUUUGCUUUUGCUAAUGUUAAGGAAAUGGCACCAACAUUCGUUCAAGCUGGCCAUAAGUUAAAAGAUAUCUGGAUAAAACAAAUUGGUAAUAAGGUAGAAGAAAGAAUUACAAUUACAGAAUUAAUUCCAAAGAUAACUUUAGAUAUUAUUGGUCUCGUUGGGUUCAAUUACGAAUUCAAUUCUACUACUUCAGGAUCUGAAUUAUCUCAAGCAUACACAUCAAUAAUUGGUCAAAAUUAUUCACCUUUAUACCUUUCUCUUAUUAGGUUCUUUCCGUUUAUAAGAAAAUUACCAACCUCUUAUAAUAAACAAUAUUUUAAAUCUAUUAAAAUCAUCGCUAAUAUUUCCGAGAAAAUAUUUGCUGAACAAAAAAAUAGUCCUGUUCAAGGAACAGAUUUAUUGUCCUUAAUAACAAAGGCAAAUGAUAGCUUGCCAGUUAAUGAUCAAUUAACUCAUAAAGAGUUAAUUAGUCAGGUUAUGACAAUAAUUAUUGCUGGACAUGAGACCACUAGUAAUGCACUAUCUUUGACAUUAUACUUCCUCGCAAAAGAUCCUGAUACUCAGGAUCGUCUUCGUAAAGAAGUGUCUGAUGUAUUAACUGAUCGUAAUUAUUAUCCGACUGUUGAUGAGAUUGAACAUUUGAAAUACUUAGAAUGUGUCUUUAAAGAAGCUAUAAGGCUUAUUCCACCUGCGUCUGCAGUCCUUCGUUAUACCUCAAAAGAUGAAAUAAUGAAUGGUUACCUUGUUACAAAGGAUACUCCAUUAUGGAUUCCUAUCUACGCAAUUCAUCAUGAUCCCUUAAUUUGGGGAGAUGAUGCUGAAGAUUUUAACCCAUCUCGGUGGCUUGAUCCUGAAGUGAAAUCAAAAAUAACACAUACUAAUUUCUUACCUUUUGGUGCUGGCCCAAAAAGUUGUUUAGGUAUGAAAAUGGCUUAUUUGGAAUUUAAAUGUCUUUUAUCUGUGAUUAUUAGAAAUUUUGAGUUUAGAUUGGUUGAAGGUUAUACCUUUAAAACUAAAAUUGGUGGUGGUUUAUCAAGACCUCUUCCUGGUAUUGAUUUAUGGGUUUCAAAU